This is a messenger RNA of Ilex paraguariensis (yerba mate), 1403 nucleotides long. Lineage: Eukaryota; Viridiplantae; Streptophyta; Magnoliopsida; Aquifoliales; Aquifoliaceae. The record is from the annotation of a GenBank genome assembly.
AUACCAUGGAAUUUUCUCAGGUCUUCAUCCUUGUUUUCUCUGUUUUCUCUGUUUUCUUGUGCUGUUUCUUUCCUUCACUCCAUUGCAGCAGGCUGCAUUACUACCCAAAACAGCCACAUUUUGGCUUAGCUUCUCAAAUUUCUAUACCGCCUUCUCCUGCACCCAAGGCUGCUUUCCCAAGUCCCACGGUCAGUUCUUCUGAUUCUGCAGCAAUUUUCAAUGUAUUAUCGUUUGGAGCCGUUGGAAAUGGUGAUACAGAUGAUACACAAGCAUUCAAGAUGGCUUGGGAUGCUGCUUGCCAAGUUGAAUCCGCCAUUCUUCUUGUUCCCAAUCAAUAUUCUUUCAUGCUGCAAUCUACAAUUUUUACAGGACCUUGCAAAAAUGGAUUAGUGUUUCAGAUUGAUGGAACCCUAAUGUCACCGGAUGGACCAGAUUCGUGGCCAAAAAAUAACAGCAAGCGACAAUGGCUCGUCUUCUACAGAAUAAAUGGAAUGUCAAUGCAAGGUGGUGGACUAAUAGAUGGGAGAGGAGAGAAAUGGUGGAAUCUUCCCUGCAAACCUCACAAAGGAGUAAAUGGAACAACUCUGCCUGGCCCUUGUGAUAGCCCAGUUGCUAUAAGGUUCUUUAUGAGCUCCAAUUUGACAGUAAGAGGACUUAAACUCAAGAACAGCCCGCAGUUCCAUUUUCGGUUUGAUGGUUGCCAUGAUGUCCUUAUAGAUUCACUAUACAUAAAAGCACCCGCUCAGAGUCCCAACACCGAUGGAAUCCACAUAGAGAAGACCAACGAUGUCAAAAUUUUCAAUUCAAUUGUGGCCAAUGGCGAUGACUGUGUAUCAAUCGGAGCUGGUUGUUUCAAUGUUGAUAUAAGGAACAUUACAUGUGGUCCAAGCCAUGGAAUAAGCAUUGGCAGCCUUGGUAUUUACAAUUCCAGAGCAUGUGUUUCGAAUAUCACGGUGACUGACUCAGUGAUCAAGCAUUCAGACAAUGGGGUUAGAAUAAAAACAUGGCAAGGUGGAUCAGGGUCAGUAUCUAAAGUAACCUUCAAUAACAUUCGAAUGGACACUGUCCGAAACCCUAUCAUAAUAGACCAGUACUACUGCAACAGUAAGGGCUGCACUAACCAAACAUCUGCAGUCUUUAUUUCCGACAUCUUGUAUGCAAACAUUAAGGGUACUUAUGAUGUGAGAAGCCCGCCGAUGCAUUUGGCCUGCAGUGACACAGUCCCUUGCACAAACCUCACGCUCUCGGAUGUGGAGCUGUUUCCAGCUCACGGGCAGACUAUUUUGGAACCAUUUUGCUGGAAUGCCUAUGGCGCGCUUGAAACACUUACCAUUCCACCAGUUUUCUGCUUGUUGGAGGGAAUACCACAAUCAUUGCCACAAAAUGAUGUUGAUAGGUGCUGA